UCCGGCUCCGGUGCCGCCAUUUUGCCGUGAGACAGCACCGAGUUCGGCUGCCGGGAUGUUGUCCACCGCUGGUUACGCGGACUCCAGGCCCGAGAUGGGCUACGAGCUCGGCGCGCCCAUGCAGCACCGCUUCUCGCCCUACACCUUCAACGGCGGGACUGUGUUGGCGAUUGCUGGAGAAGACUUCUGUAUCGUUGCCUCUGACACACGACUGAGUGAAGGUUAUGCAAUUCACUGCCGGGACAGUCCAAAAUGCUACAAACUAACAGAACAAACGGUCAUUGGAUGCAGUGGUUUCCAUGGUGACUGCCUUACUCUUACUAAAAUCAUUGAAGCCAGAUUAAAGAUGUACAAGCAUUCCAAUAACAAGACCAUGACUACUGGGGCUAUUGCAGCAAUGCUGUCUACAAUUCUGUAUUCUCGACGUUUCUUUCCGUACUACGUUUACAACAUAAUUGGUGGACUUGAUGAAGAAGGGAAGGGAGCGGUAUAUAGCUUUGAUCCAGUGGGCUCAUACCAGAGAGAUUCUUUCAAAGCAGGUGGAUCAGCGAGUGCCAUGCUGCAGCCCUUGCUUGAUAACCAGAUUGGGUUCAAGAACAUGCAAAACGUGGAACAUGUACCUCUGACCCUGGAGAAGGCUUUGCAGCUGGUUAAAGAUGUCUUUAUUUCUGCUGCUGAAAGAGAUGUGUACACUGGGGAUGCACUUAAGAUUUGCAUUGUCACAAAAGAUGGAAUUAAAGAGGAAAGUGUCCAGUUACGAAAAGACUAAUUCAGUUCACCGAUAAACACGUAAUCUAUGAUGUACAAUGUACCUGUAUUAUGAAGACAUUUGUCUUAUUAAAUUUUUUCAAGAAGUUC
Nipponia nippon (crested ibis) is the source of this 858-nucleotide messenger RNA. It is a transcript of the gene PSMB1, whose product is annotated as proteasome 20S subunit beta 1. NCBI's taxonomy places the organism in Eukaryota, Metazoa, Chordata, Aves, Pelecaniformes, Threskiornithidae. The record is from RefSeq and is a predicted model, not a curated record. Gene Ontology annotation, cellular component: nucleus; proteasome core complex; cytoplasm.